This is a messenger RNA of Petromyzon marinus (sea lamprey), 4551 nucleotides long. RefSeq names its product MSL complex subunit 3 (gene MSL3). Gene Ontology annotation, cellular component: NuA4 histone acetyltransferase complex; nucleus; MSL complex. The record is from RefSeq and is a predicted model, not a curated record. NCBI's taxonomy places the organism in Eukaryota, Metazoa, Chordata, Hyperoartia, Petromyzontiformes, Petromyzontidae. Gene Ontology annotation, biological process: chromatin organization; regulation of DNA-templated transcription.
GGGGGGGGUGUAGCAAGAUGGCGGGCGGGAAGUUGCGAGCCGUCGCCGUGUCCGUGGCGGCGCUGCUGCAGUAGCAGCAGCAACAGGAGGCGUCCGUGGCCCUGCUGGCGCUGGCCGUGUGAUGGUGCCCGAGGUUCGGGAGGGCGGCUCCCCUUGUCUAGCAUGACCACCACUCGCGGCGGCGUGAAAUUAAAGUUUCAGAAGGGGGAACGCGUGCUGUGCUUCGAGCCCGACCCGACCAAAGCGCGAGUUCUCUACGACGCCAAGGUGGUGGAUGUCGAUGUUGGGAAGGAUGACAAAGGGAGGAAGAUUCCUGAAUAUCUUAUCCAUUUCAACGGUUGGAAUCGAAGGACGUUGUGUGCAAGAAGCAACCGCAACCCAAGUCAUCUCCUGGUCACCUGCGACCUCGUUACCAGCAGCAGCUCGAGACCCAAACACCGUACACCGGUGGUGUUCUUCACUCAUUUUCAGGGGCUGGGAUCGAUGGGCAAAAGAGGAUCACGUGCUGAGAGAUACUGAAGAAAACCGACGUCUACAGCGUAACCUCGCCAAGAGAGCAGUGGCCAAGAUGAGAAAGAAGGGGAAAAAGAGACGCUGCCACGUCCCUGGUGUUGAUUCUGUGCUCAAAAAUGUGGCCACUGAUGCUGAAUUUCAAGAAGAAGAGGAAGCCUCAUUCAGCAGCAGCUCGGACGUGGAAGAGGAUGCAAGUGAGGAGGAAGAGGAGGACAGCAGUGACGAGGAUGAGAACAUUUUGGAUAUGAAUGCAGUGGGUAAUGAGGAAGACAAAAACAGGGAGGAAUCCAAAACGAAAUCAAUUGUCGUCGAGAUUCCCGAGUCACUGAAGAAGCAGCUGGAAGAGGACUGUUUUCUCAUCAACAAGCGUAAGAAGUUGGUGAAGCUGCCGUGUUUGCCGAACGUCAUCUCCAUCCUGGAGAACUACGUCAAGCACUUCGCCAUCAACGUGGCCUUCACGGGGAACGAGCGCCCACGGCACCCGGCGCAGCCAAGCCCCCUCACGCCGGCCUAUGUGCAGCGCUGCACCCCGCCCGAGAAGAAUGUGGAGCUGUGCAAGGAGAUGGUUGACGGGCUGAGGAUCACGUUUGAUUUCGCUCUGCCUGUGGUGCUGCUGUACGGAGUGGAGCAUGCACAAUUCAAGAAAAUCUCCUCGUCCAAAUUCUUCUCCGCGGCCAACCAACAUAAACGGGAUGACUCCUCAACAGCCAGACCGAAGGAAGAGGGGCAGCACUCGCCCCCUUUGCCAACGCAGCCGUCCCAGGAUUGUUCGACUCCAGGAGGGGGUGGCGGCGUACGCGUCAAGAUGGAGCCAGACUCGACGCCGUCGCUGCGGCGUUCCACGCGGCGUGCGCCCACCGGGGGGGAGCGCACACCGGAGGGGGGCAGUAGCCCCCAGGCCAAGCGCCGUCUCAUGGACUCGGCCCACAUGCCUCGUCUACUGCAGCAGCUGGACAAGAAGCUGACACCAGGUGCAGCAGGAGGCGUCCCCUUACCUGGGGUGAUCCACAAAGAGGGCCUGGUGCUUGAGGGCCGCAAGGGAGCAGAACUCAAUGAGAAAAUACCCAGCAGCUGUGGGAAUGAAACCGGCGACUCCACACAAGCUGGCUCAGUUGCGAGCACGCUGACCACUAGGCUUUCCAGCCGACUAAGUGUGCUCAACUGGAGGCUUUUGCCAGAAGAUCACCCGCGCUAUGACCAUCCGCCACCUCCGUCGUGCAUUUAUGGCUCCCAGCAUCUGCUACGCAUGUUUGUGAAGCUUCCGGAGCUGUUGGUGAAGAUGAAUCUACCAGAGAAGAAUCUCAAGGCCCUUUUAAAACAUCUUGAGCUCUUCCUCAGGUUUUUGGCAGAUUACCAAGAGGACUUUUUUCCAGAAUCGGCUUAUGUUCCAGCCUCGGAGGCUUACUACAGCAGCAAGCAUAUCGCCACUAUCUUCUGACGCUCCGUCCGAGGCAAACACGAGCCCGUUUGCCUUGUGUUGCCUUCUACCGUCAGCAGCCUCUUUUGAAAACUCCCAGUGCCAGCUUAACGCCUGAAAUGCCCUCCGCCAUUUUUUAUCGGUGUGCUCCUCAAGCAGCACAUUGUGACAUUCCACGUGAGCACCUCUUGACAUCACUCGGCAUCGCCGCCAACAUCCGGUGGAUACAAUUGUUAACUCACCACUUUGACCUCCCCCACUGGAUGCCCCUCAAAGCUACUGAUGGCACCUUUCAACUCCCUAAACGUUCGACUGCUCUUCUCCCGUCUGUUUCCAGCUGGUGUUGGCCAACACCGCAGCUUCUGCCAAUACCUGUGGAAGUAUUGCAGCAGGAGUGUCCUUGUUAAGGGGGACAUCGGAGGUGCAGGAGGCUUGAAUGGGUGACAAUUAUACCUCUUUGUACAUACUCGACAAACGAGCCAGAGCUGCGGUGGCAAAAGAAGGCACCGGUCAACAGCGUUAUCAAAACAAUGUGCUCCAUACACACCUUUACACAGGUUUGUAAUGUCACCUCGUUUCUGAUGGUGUUGAGUUGGAAUGCUGCCCUUGGUACAUUUUGCAUAUUCUGACCACAGCAGGAAGUGACAUUCCACAGUUGCCUUCCUUGCCCUUGGAAGGAGGGGUUCUACAGAAUCGGCAAAGUGUUUUGUGUUCUUUUUUGUAACAAUGGCCUUCAAACCUUCACUUCACGCUUGUGUGUCCUUACCACAUUGCAAGUGUACCGACAGAUUGACAUGGUUACAGAAGACAUUUAAAUACAUAUUCUGUGGAUGAAUAAUGAACAAAAAUGCACAAGACUAUGAAAAACAGAAUUGUCCAUCUGGAUGACCUCAACAUUAUUAUGCUGUUGGCUCUAUAUCAGCUAACAAUCCACCUGUAAAAUUUGUGAACAUAAUCGCAAUAUUAGUGUUAAGCUGACAUGGUCACCGAUUAACAAUCGCAACUCGAGCAUGUGAAUUGACCAAUGCUGUGAAAAAUGGUCUGAAAUGUAGCCCAUCUGUAACCUGGCACCUUGCAUCCCAUUUGUCUGCAAUUCCAGCAACAUUUAUUUUGGGGGUUUUUUGUUUCCCCAAAACACUCAUCUGUGCAGUCACGAAAGCUUUAAAUCCCUGCAGUCAUGAAAGCUUUAAAUCGAAACUCAUCUGUGUAACAUUAUUCUUCUCUAUUGCUGUGUUUCAUUGAGCCUGGUUACUUCGAUUUCCUUAACCUUUGUUUGAAAGGCAAGUUCGAGUACAUUACCGGCAAGAAUACUUCUGAACAUUACAGCCCCCUUGGAAUACUUAACAUGCAGCAACACCUGGCAAUGAUGAUCGGGAACGGUGAACGCCAUAACAAAUAGUAUGCCGAGGUUUUGAAAUGGCAUCAGGACCGAGAUAUUGUUUUGUAUAUUUAAAUUUGUUGUACUUUGAUUAGGUGCCAUACUUUUACGAGCAAUAACUACAAUGCAUUCGCCACCACUUUGUCCUUUCAAGUUAAUGUGUUCGCUUUUUUAAACGUUAGUUUGUAAACCAAUAUGCGAAAGCGCCCUGUAUGUUCUUGCCAUCACGGCUGGACAAUCGAAUCAUCAAUAUAACAUUUUAAAUAAAUGUGUUUUUACGGCCACUGAUGCAGAUAUAUUUAAGUGUUAAAGAUACAUUUUGUGCUUCAGUAAUAUUUGUACUUAAAUCCUAGUUUAACCAAAUUUGACAUACGGUUUAUUUCCUGAAAUUACCAACGGCAGGUCUAUAAAGUUCCUGAAUAUUUGUCCCUUCAUCAGGGACACUAGCUCAGAGGGAGUGAAAAUAUAAUCUUGUGCACCAACGGGUUAUCCCAUGAGUCACAGCACCACACUAGAUGAAAAUGUAAAUAGCUGAGCACGCAAGAGCAUAAUCCACCUGGUACUGUAAUUAUCACCUGCACAAGUUUCAGCAGAGCUCUAGGUCAGUGUUAUUGACACAUGCAAGCUUUUUGUUGUGCUUGUGCACCACUGCCAAUGCAAUAUCAGAAAAAACAUUGCUCUACGGUGUGGGUUGAUGCGAUGUUAUUCGGUUAUGGCGUCCUUAUGUCAAAUACUGAUGUUUAUUCAUCGCUACCAAUUAAGAUAUGCCAUAUUUCAGACUGCCUGUUUUCCCCCCAAAUUGCUUCGCAAUAGCAAAUGGAGACUUUCAGCCACACAUCCUGUAGUUUAUCAUUACUGCAUCCCAGAAGUCAUCGUCCACUCAUGCAACACAACCACUGUGAUGCUUGAAUCAUCAAAAUCUGCCCCACACUCCCAACACCUGUAUGUGGUGAGAUAAAAAAAAACGAGUUAUUCGAAUCAGGAAACAGAUUUUAAAGUAAUUAAUAAACGUCCAUAAUUAAAUUUGAACACGAUACUAAAUAAUGUAGAUAUGUUUAUUUGGACAGGAUAUGUUUGAUUUGCAUUAGGAUGGAAAUGCAACGAGCCAUCAAGGCAAACCACCGCGGACAUAAAAGGCUUAGUCUGCAAUUGAGUGGCUAAGGUUAGACAGCUGUUUUGGUGAUGCUUGCAACUGUGAUGUAAACAAUGUGAGUGAAGGUAAAUAUAAAACAUUUUAAAGUCC